Molecule: messenger RNA, 13048 nt
Organism: Monodelphis domestica (gray short-tailed opossum)
Lineage: Eukaryota; Metazoa; Chordata; Mammalia; Didelphimorphia; Didelphidae
Gene: CHD2
Product: chromodomain helicase DNA binding protein 2
Biological process (GO): nucleosome organization
Cellular component (GO): nucleus; chromatin
Molecular function (GO): ATP hydrolysis activity; DNA binding; ATP-dependent chromatin remodeler activity
Source: RefSeq, a predicted model, not a curated record
AAGAAACAAAGGGCAUCAUGGAGACUGCAUUCCUGGCACUGCAUUCUAGAAGAUGUUUUAAUUGAAGGACGACUAGUAUUCCAAUUGCUCACAAUGGUGAAGAUUUGUAAUAUGAUAUUUGCUGGCAAAGUAACAUUUACCUGAGUUUUUUAAUCAAGUCAACAGAGAUGCUAUCAGGAGGAUUAAGUGACAGGGCUGCUCAGAAUAGGUACCUGGGUGACAGCACCAAUGCUGAAAAUCCUUUAUUCCUCUGUCGAAUAGCUAGCUGUCAGUAAGGAAGGCUGCAUUGCAAGCUACCUACUGAUAUGACUCAGCCAAACGUGCUGUCAACAUUUUCUGCAGGAUAUUCCAUAGGACGGAUUUUUGUGGUGACAACUGUGGCCAUUGCCCCUUAGUUUAUCAAGUGUGAUAAUGUGGACCAGUACAGAAAGCACUGACUGGAAGGAAUGGAGCUCCUUUGUCCCAACAGCUUGUUAUGAUAUCGAUAAAAUACAGAAAAAGUGAACUUGAGCUUGAUGGUGCUAAAGAAAUUGAAGGCUUAUUAGAGGUACAUACUUCAUUUCUGAAGAUUAAGAUGGCUGAAGGGGGUAGCCAUUGAGAUAAAAAGGCAUCUUUGAAAAAGCCUUGUUUUUUGUGCAGCAGCACCCAGUCAACUUGAAGAGUCUCAAAUGGAGCCUACCCUGAGAGACCAAGAUGAAGUUCACUUUGGAUUGACAGUUUAAGGAAAAUGGAUUAAUGCAAGUGUGCUGUGAUAUAUUCAACCAAGACAGGGGUGUUUUAACAUGGAUUCCAUGCAGUCAGUGAAGAUCUAGGUUUCUGAUCAUCUCAGAAAAAUGGACAAUGGAUUUUGAUAUUCUUCUGACUUUUGUAUCAUUCAAGGCCAAGUAAAUUCUGGACAUUUUUGAGAAAAAUUAUUAAAAACAACUAGAAACUAGAAGAGAUAAAUUAUUUUUGAUAAGUCACUUGAUUGUAUAAAGAAUGUAUUUGUGUAUUAAUUUUAAUAAAAUUUAUAAUAUUUCUACACUUUCCUAAGUUUAUUUUUUGACUGAAGAAUUACCAUUUUAGUUAAGGGGAAAAGUUUUCCAUGAUGACUACAAUAGUUGUACAGGGUAGUAACUAAAGCUGAUAAAAAUUAAAAUUUGCAUAAUCUUAAAUAUUUUAUUUGAAAUGAGAGUGGGCUGGUUUUCUUCUGAUCACUUGGGCUACAAAUCCAUCAUGAUAACAUUUUGUGUUGAAAGUAAUUUAUUUUUUAAAUGAUACUCACCUUUGAUAUUUUGGGAAUAGUUUUUGAAUAAGUUGCUAUUCAGCAUUUGCCCCCAAAUAACCGGUAAAACCAAAAGGCUUAAUGAGAUAAAAACUUGUACAUACUUGAAUACAUAAUCUAAUAGAUUAUUAAAUUUGGUCAGAAAUAUAGAGUGAAUUGUGUAACAAAUUAUUCUAAACUAUUUUGUUUUGAUUACAUAGCAUUUCUCAUAUAUUUAUAAUUGACAAAAUUAUAUAUACUUUUUAUGUUUUGGGGUUAGAAAGUUGAGUAUUGUAAUUAAAAUGAUGAGUCUAUUGUGUCUGUACUUUAUGUUGAGGAAAAAGGCAGGGACUAGGUUUGAAGGAAGCAAGCAGUUCCUAAGCCAUACAUUUAUUAAAAAGUUGGUAAUACCCAUUUGUAAUAUUAUUUGACUAUCAAAAAAAAGUAAUAGUGUUUGUUUAACCUAUGCUUGUAUUAUAAAUUGUACAAGCCAUUUUUUUAAAAAUUGAGAUUUAAUGAACUGUUUGCUUCACAGAUUUAAUACAUGUCCAAUUUAAAAUUCUUGUAGUCCAGAUAUUUGAGAUUUGUAUAUAUAUAACCAAUAAGAAAUGAAUGAGAGUUAAUUUUUAACAACCAGUGUAUAAAUGGUGUAUUCUUUAGAUGUGAUAUAAUGUGAUAGCCUUUAAAAGGUGGAAUGAGUUUUUAAGAUUUCUAUUGCUGUCAGAGGUUAUCCUAAACAAGUGCAUUGAUAAAUUUGGUUCUUAUUUGGUUAUAAUGAUUAUUAGGUAAUAUUUAAUUAUUCACUAAUUUAUAUAGUGUAGGUCUGGCAUGUUCUUUGGUGAUUGAGGUAGUUGGUCUUAGUAGAUUUGGUGUAUUUCUAUUUUGUUUGAAAUUACUAAUGCUGUGUUUUUGAAGUGUGUUACCUUGGUAUGGAUUCUUGAUUUUGAUUUUUUUUUUUUAAUGUAGGCCUGAUUCAAAUUUUAGUGUUUUUUCUUGGAUGUCUAAAAUUGAAUUCUUUCAGUAAUGGGGGGGGGGUAGUUCCCUACUUUGAGAGAUUACUUUUGAAUGAGGAUUGCUUUUUUUUGUUUUCUAUUUUUAGUUUUGUUUUUGCUUGCUUUUGAAGUAUUUGAUGAAGUAAAAGGUGGUUUGGUUACAUGAGGUUUGACUUGAGAAAUUAUUUUUUCUCUUUAUAAUUUAGAAGGCAUAGUUUUGGUUCUCUAUAUUCUCCCUUCCCUACUGCCAACAAAUACCAUAAGUUGGUUGAAACUGGUAUUAACUAAACUUAGCCCUACUUGGAUUUUGCUUUUCCUUUGAGAGAAUGGUUGUUAAUACAUCAUGUGUGGACUUGGGGAAAAUUUUGGGUGCAUAAGCCCUUGUCUCUUUGGUAACAUGGCUGUUCCAGGAUACUAGAUUCUGGAAUUUGCCUCAAUAUUUGUGUAUCAUUGUUUGAAGUAAUUCUGUUGUUGUGGUUCUUUGUUUUUAUAUUUAUAACAUUUAUAAGGCUAUACAAUGGGUUAAAGAAUUUUGUGAAAAUAAAACUUAGAGAAAUUGUCAGUUGGUUUAACAAAAAUCAGUUGGCUUUGAAUUUUGCCCUUAUGGAACUGGACACUAGGGAGGCGCUCUUGAGUUGUAAAAAAUUAGCCCAUUUUGCCUUGUAGAGUGGAAAAAUAUUUUUAAAUGGUCUUAAUUCCUGGAAUUUUAGACAUUAUUUCACAAAGCUUGGUUACUAAGGAUACUAAACUUUUGAUUUUAUUUACAAAUCUUGUUACUGGGGUGGGGUCCUUUUUGUUUUUUUAACAAGAUUAGCCAUUAUUUAAUCAAUGGCUGUGUCUAAGAAUUGCCCCUCUUUCAAAAUGGCUUGAUAAAGCACCACUUCCUGUCCAGAAAGGAAGUAAUUUUAGCUCUAGGACUGAAAUAUUUAGUAGAUCUUUAAACAAAAGGAACAAAUUACAUUUUUGUCUGGCUUGAAAAGGGUGCUUGAACCAGAGGGGGUUAAGAUGCCCUCCCUCCUCCCUGUGGGGGUGAUUUGAAGAAGCCAGAGGGUGUGUAUGGGUGUGUGUGUGUGGGGUCCUUAGGCUCCCUUCUUAGAUGGAGGCUUUCUUUUUUUUUUUUUUUAGUAGGAAUGAAGGGGUGGGUCUAUGGUACAUCACCUGAGUUGUGGGGUAAAUGUAGAGAGUGUCAAUCAAAGGCAGAGCUCUCAGAGCUGGGAAGGAGGCUCUAGAUGGCGGCUGUGCCUUAGAGAGCGCGCUCAGCUCAGCUCCCUGCCUUCUCCACACUUUACGCAACUUUCUCUAACUUUCGGGCAGCCUCAGGGGGCCCCCGCAGCCCCCUUCCUCUCCUGGUGACCUGGUGGGGUAGAUUCGAGCCAUUUUUAGGGAGAAAAGCAGCUCUUGGGGGGUAUUUUUUCGUGCCUUGUUGGAAAGAAGAAGCCCGUACUGAGAGCCAGGUCGUUGUUUUUUCCAGCUUAGAAGCCAUGGCGCACCUCCAUUUUUGUGCGCUCUCCUAAUGAGCUUUUUCCCCCGGACCUUUUUGUAUUAAUUAUCGCUUAUUUUUUUUAAACAAUAACCCUUUUUGGAUAGUUUUUAUUUAUUUUUUGUUCUUAAGUGAACAUUUAACGUUUAUUUUUUAAUUAUUCGGGAAUCUAAUGUUUUUCUACUACUAGAUACUCUCGGUUUGGACCUGCUUCAUGGAUCAGUAAAUACCUGAGCACAAGACUUCAAAGCAAACACAGAUUCACCUCCCCCCUUUUAAUAUUUAAGAAUUAAAAGAUGAUGAGAAAUAAGGACAAAAGCCAAGAAGAGGACGGUUCAGUACACAGCAAUGCAUCGAGUCAUUCAGCAUCCGAAGAAGCAUCAGGCUCAGACUCAGCUAGUCAGUCUGAAAGUGAGCCAGGCAGUGAGCCAGGCAGUGGCCAUGGCAGUGAAUCAAACAGCAGUUCUGAAUCUUCAGAGAGUCAGACUGAGUCUGAAAGUGAAUCAGCAGGUUCCAAAUCCCAGCAAACCCCACCAGAAGCCAAAGAAAAGCCAGCCUCUAAGAAGGAACGUAUAGCUGAUGUUAAAAAGAUGUGGGAAGAGUAUCCUGAUGUGUAUGGAGUUAGGAGGUCAAAUCGAAGUCGACAAGAACCAUCUAGAUUUAAUAUUAAAGAAGAGGCAAGUAGUGGUUCUGAGUGUGGGAGCCCAAAAAGAAGAGGCCAGAGGAUACUGAAAAAACAAGAAAAAUGGAAAAAGGAGGUUUCUGAGGAAGAGGAUGAGGAAGAUGACCAAGAACAAGGUACUAGUGCAGAGAGUGAACCAGAACAAAAAAAAGUGAAAGCCAGACGCCCUGUCUUGAGGAGAACAGUGCCUAAAACCAGUGUUAAAAAGCAGCAGAAGCCACAGCGAGGAAAAAGAAGAAAGAAACAGGAUUCUUCUGAUGAUGAUGAUGAUGACGAUGAUGAUGAGACUCCAAAAAGACAAACUCGUCGCAGAGCUGCCAAAAAUGUCAGUUAUAAAGAAGAUGAUGAUUUUGAAACUGACUCAGAUGAUCUCAUUGAAAUGACUGGAGAAGGAAUUGAAGAACAACAUGAUAAUAGUGAGACAAUUGAAAAGGUCAUGGAUGCAAGACUUGGAAAAAAAGGUGCCACUGGAGCAUCUACUACUGUUUAUGCAACUGAAGCUAAUGGCAACCCCAGUGCUGACUUUGACCCUGAAAAGGACGAGGGAGAAGCUCAAUAUCUGAUUAAAUGGAAAGGCUGGUCCUAUAUCCACAGCACAUGGGAGAGUGAGGAAUCCCUACAACAACAGAAAGUGAAGGGGAUGAAAAAACUGGAAAACUUUAAGAAAAAAGAGGAUGAAAUCAAACAAUGGUUAGGGAAAGUUUCACCAGAAGAUGUGGAAUACUUCAACUGCCAACAAGAGUUAGCCUCUGAGCUGAACAAACAAUAUCAGAUAGUGGAGAGAGUGAUAGCUGUGAAGACUAGUAAAUCAGCAUCUUGUCAUACAGAAUUUCCAGCUCACAGUCGGAAAUCAUCAUCAAAUGAACCUGAGUAUCUAUGCAAAUGGAUGGGACUACCAUAUGCAGAAUGUAGUUGGGAAGAUGAAGCUCUGAUUGGGAAGAAAUUCCGUAGCUGUAUUGACAGCUUCCACAAUAGGAACAAUUCAAAAACCAUUCCCACAAGAGACUGCAAGGUCCUGAAGCAGAGACCAAGGUUUGUUGCUUUAAAAAAACAACCAGCAUACAUAGGUGGAGAGAACCUGGAGCUCCGAGAUUAUCAGUUAGAAGGCCUUAAUUGGCUUGCUCACUCCUGGUGCAAGAGUAACAGUGUGAUUCUUGCUGAUGAAAUGGGCCUAGGAAAAACUAUCCAGACCAUAUCAUUCCUCUCCUAUUUGUUCCAUCAACACCAGCUAUUUGGCCCUUUUCUUGUAGUGGUGCCUUUAUCUACUCUCACUUCAUGGCAAAGGGAGUUUGAAAUCUGGGCACCAGAAAUCAAUGUAGUGGUUUACAUAGGAGAUCUGAUGAGCAGAAACACGAUACGGGAAUAUGAAUGGAUUCAUUCUCAAACCAAGAGACUGAAAUUUAAUGCACUCAUAACAACAUAUGAGAUCCUUCUGAAAGAUAAGACUGUGCUGGGCAGUAUUAACUGGGCCUUUUUGGGAGUGGAUGAAGCUCAUCGUUUGAAGAAUGAUGACUCUUUAUUAUAUAAAACUCUGAUUGAUUUCAAGUCCAACCAUAGGCUCCUGAUUACUGGGACCCCUCUUCAGAAUUCCCUCAAAGAACUUUGGUCCUUGCUGCACUUUAUCAUGCCAGAGAAGUUUGAAUUCUGGGAAGAUUUUGAAGAUGACCAUGGAAAGGGGAGAGAGAAUGGUUACCAGAGUCUUCAUAAGGUUCUAGAGCCUUUCCUUCUUCGAAGAGUCAAAAAGGAUGUGGAAAAAUCCCUUCCAGCCAAAGUGGAACAGAUUCUUAGGGUGGAGAUGUCUGUUCUUCAGAAGCAGUAUUAUAAGUGGAUUUUGACCAGAAAUUACAAGGCCCUCUCCAAAGGGACAAGAGGCAGCACAUCUGGUUUCCUCAAUAUUGUGAUGGAACUGAAAAAAUGCUGUAACCAUUGCUACCUGAUUAAGCCUCCUGAAGAGAAUGAACGUGAAAAUGGUCAAGAAAUUCUGCUGUCCCUGAUCAGGAGCAGUGGGAAGCUGAUCCUCUUAGACAAACUAUUAACAAGACUUCGAGAGAGAGGGAACAGAGUUCUGAUCUUCUCCCAGAUGGUGAGGAUGUUGGAUAUCCUGGCUGAAUACCUGACUAUUAAGCAUUAUCCUUUCCAGCGUCUGGAUGGUUCAAUUAAGGGAGAAAUCCGAAAGCAGGCACUGGACCACUUCAAUGCAGAUGGAUCUGAGGACUUCUGCUUUCUGCUCUCAACACGGGCGGGUGGCCUAGGAAUCAACUUGGCUUCAGCGGACACUGUAGUCAUCUUCGACUCUGACUGGAACCCCCAGAAUGACUUACAAGCACAAGCCCGAGCACAUAGGAUUGGACAGAAGAAACAGGUAAACAUUUACCGCUUGGUUACAAAGGGGACUGUAGAGGAGGAAAUCAUUGAAAGAGCCAAAAAGAAGAUGGUGUUGGAUCACUUAGUGAUUCAGCGUAUGGAUACCACAGGCCGGACUGUCUUAGAUAACAACUCAGGAAGGUCAAAUUCUAAUCCUUUCAACAAAGAAGAACUGACAGCUAUUUUGAAAUUUGGAGCAGAGGAUCUCUUCAAAGAACUGGAAGGAGAAGAGUCAGAGCCUCAGGAAAUGGACAUAGAUGAAAUUUUACGAUUGGCUGAAACCAGAGAAAAUGAAGUGUCAACAAGUGCAACAGAUGAACUUCUGUCACAGUUCAAGGUGGCCAAUUUUGCUACCAUGGAAGAUGAAGAAACUGAGUUGGAAGAACGAUCACAUAAGGAUUGGGAUGAGAUUAUUCCAGAGGAUCAGAGAAAGAAAGUAGAAGAGGAGGAACGACAGAAAGAGCUAGAAGAAAUUUAUAUGCUACCCCGGAUUCGGAGCUCCACGAAAAAGGCUCAGGCUAAUGAUAGUGACUCAGAUAUUGAAUCCAAAAGAAGGGCCCAGAGGUCCUCUGGUUCAGAGAGUGAGACAGAUGAUUCUGAUGAUGAUAAGAGGCCCAAGCGCAGAGGACGUCCUCGGAGUGUCAGAAAAGACCUUGUGGAGGGAUUUACAGAUGCUGAGAUUCGAAGGUUCAUCAAAGCUUAUAAGAAAUUUGGGCUUCCCCUUGAACGUCUGGAGUGCAUUGCUCGGGAUGCAGAGCUGGUAGAUAAGUCUGUAGCAGAUUUGAAGCGAUUGGGAGAACUGAUUCACAACAGCUGUGUGUCAGCAAUGCAAGAAUAUGAGGAACAGCUGAAAGAAAAUGCCAGCGAAGGAAAAGGACCAGGGAAACGAAGAGGUCCUACUAUCAAGAUUUCUGGAGUUCAAGUCAAUGUUAAAUCUAUUAUUCAGCAUGAAGAAGAGUUUGAGAUGUUGCACAAAUCUAUACCUGUGGACCCUGAGGAAAAAAAAAAAUACUGCUUAACCUGCCGCGUCAAAGCUGCACAUUUUGAUGUAGAUUGGGGAGUGGAGGAUGAUUCUCGUUUGCUGUUGGGGAUUUAUGAACAUGGCUAUGGCAACUGGGAGUUAAUUAAAACAGAUCCAGAGCUUAAAUUAACUGACAAAAUAUUGCCUGUUGAGACGGAUAAAAAACCUCAGGGAAAGCAGCUGCAAACUCGAGCUGACUACUUGUUAAAGCUGCUGAAGAAAGAUUUGGAAAAAAAAGAGUUGAUUAAAGAAGGUGAAGAGACCAAAUUAAAGAAGCGAAAGUCCCGUGUGAAGAAGGAAAACAAGGCUCCUAGAGUGAAAGAUGAGCAUGGAAAUGAAUUCUCAUCCCCUAGGCAUUCAGACAAUCCAUCAGAAGAGGGGGAAGUCAAGGAUGAUGGCUUGGAAAAAAGCCCCAUGAAAAAAAAGCAGAAGAAAAAAGAAAAUAAAGAGAACAAGGAAAAACAGAUGGGUUCUAAGAAAGAAAAAGAAGGUGAUAAGGAAAGAAAGAAGUCAAAGGAUAAGAAAGAAAAGCCUAAAGCAGGUGAUGCCAAAGCUGGAAAUAAAUCAAAAAGAGCUCAAGGUCCUGUCCAUAUUACUGCAGGAAGUGAACCAAUCCCCAUUGGAGAAGAUGAGGAUGAUGAACUAGAUCAGGAAACUUUCAGCAUAUGCAAAGAGAGGAUGAGGCCAGUGAAAAAGGCUUUGAAGCAGCUGGAUAAACCAGACAAGGGACUCACUGUGCAGGAACAGCUAGAGCACACCCGAAACUGCCUCCUGAAGAUUGGAGACCGAAUAUCAGAGUGCCUUAAAGCCUACUCUGAUCAGGAGCACAUCAAACUGUGGAGGAGGAACCUGUGGAUUUUUGUAUCCAAGUUUACAGAAUUUGAUGCACGGAAACUACACAAAUUAUACAAAAUGGCUCAUAAGAAAAGAUCUCAGGAGGAGGAGGAGCAAAAGAAGAAAGAUGAUAUGUCUGGAAGUAAAAAACCAUUUCGUCCAGAACCUUCAGGCUCGAGCCGAGAUUCUUUGAUGUCUCAAUCUCAUACUCCUCAUAACCUUCACUCUCAGAAGCUGCAUUUGCCUCCUGCCCAUGGACCACAGAUGCAUGGGCACCAGCGAGAUAACUAUGGCCACCCCAACAAGAGACAUUUCAGUAAUGCAGACAGAGGAGACUGGCAAAGAGAGAGAAAAUUCAAUUAUGGUGGCAACAGCAACCAGCUCUGGGGUGGAGAUCGGCAUCAUCAGUAUGAGCAGCACUGGUAUAAGGAUCACCACUAUGGGGACAGGCGCUCUCAUGGUGAACCUCAUCGUUCUGGUAAUUACCGUCCAAACAACCUGUCACGCAAGAGGCCAUAUGACCCAUAUAGCAGUGAUCGAGACCAUCGGGGACACAGAGAUUAUUAUGACAGACAUCAUCAUGACUCAAAACGACGAAGAUCUGAUGAGUUCAGGCCUCAAAAUUACCACCAGCAAGAUUUCCGGAGAAUGUCUGAUCAUCGUCCCCCUAUGGGUUACCAUGGCCAGGGACCUUCAGAUCAUUACAGAUCUUUCCACACAGACAAAUCGGGAGACUACAAACAGCCACUACCCCCUCCACACCCUGUGGUCACAGACCCUCGAUCACCACCUUCUCAGAAAUCUCCUCAUGAUUCAAAGUCCCCCUUGGAUCACAGAUCUCCCUUAGAUAGGUCACUAGAACAAAAAAACAACCCAGAUUAUAACUGGAAUGUUCGGAAAACAUAAAUCCAAGGUCAAAAAGGAGAACAAGAGUGAGCAAGCAUCUGAUGAUUUUUUGGUCUGAUCCAAAAGGGAACCAGUUAUCAAAAUGAAUAACUGGAGACUCCGAACAUGCUGCUGCUGCCACCUCACUGGCUGAAGGAGGACUUCAGGGAGUGGGGAGGGCUUCUCCUACAUGUUAGUUCUGGUCAAGAUUUGAUUUUGGUUACCACCCUUACACUCCUGCCAUAGUUUCCAUUUUCAUUCUUUUUGCAGUCCUCCCAUGCUGCCAGAAGGAAAGAGGUGUCAUUAUUAUCUAUGGGCUUUUGUGGGGUUAUUACCCCUCUUUGAAGGAAGAACAAGAAUUGGUUGGAUUUGUAACUUUUUUUUCUUCCCUUUUUUGGUGGUUGUUUUUUACAACUAGGUGCAGUAUUUCCUUACUCUGAUUUGGUCAGGGGAGGGAAUGAAUGAUUGCUGCUUAGGAAUUAAUGAACAGUGCUUGAUUUGAUUCACUAUUAUAUGAUGGAUGCUGCUGAUGGGGAAAAAAACAAGUCUGAUUUCAUUCUGGAAUGAUAGUAUUUGAAGGUGAGCAGAUAAGCCCUUCAAAUGACUAAAUGAGCUCUCAACAUGUCCUUAGCAGAAAUGUAGGAGCAAUAGAUUUCAGUGUGGCCCACCCAGGAAGGGAGGGUAAGAGCUGAGGGUAGUGGCGCUGGUGCAGCUCUCUCUAUCCAUUCUACACUAAUUUUCCCACAUUGUCUUUGUACAUUUCAAAGGUUUGGUUUCCUGUAGUCCUGUUGUUUAUCUCCAGCGUGGGGAAAACUGGCUACUGUGGCUGAACUUCAGUGCUGUGACAUUGGAAUUAACUUGGAUUUUAUUUUUUGAAGGGGGGAGGGAAGUAAGAGGGAAGGCAAAGGACAGAAAUUUUGAAUCCCUAAUGAGGUGUCUGAUUCACCCAGUAAAAUGACUCAUUGAACAUUUGGUGCUAGCUAGCAUAUGAGGCUGGGCUGUAGAUUCUGAAUGGGCUUCACAUUGUGAGGUACUUAGCAGUGCUAAUAAAUGAGAGAGGCUUUCAGUAUUUUAAUAGACUGACAUCUGUAUUUAGAUUUUGAUUCCUUUUGCACAUAUUAAAAGAGGUGGAACUCACAAAGAAUCAUAUCUACUAAUAACCAGCUGGUCAGAUAAAGAUAGGGGUUAGCUGCAGGCUGGCUUGAUAUCAUUGCAGUUGUGUUUUAGUUGCAUUCAGGAUAAUAGCAGAAGAUACCCAUUGGGAUUUAUAGCUAAUAAAGAAGGCAUUUGGAAAAAAGGAACCAGAUAAAUUUAAUUCAGAAAGUUGAAUUGAAUCACAAUGGUAAGAGAGGGGGAAAAUUGGUGUGGUAGAGGGACAAAAUGUUAUGCCCACCUUGGAAAGGCUAGGGCUAUCCUUUUUAUUCAUUUUAAGCCCUAGUUCAUCAGUAUUCUUAAAUAUGCUAGUGUCCAAAGUCAUAACUAGUUGAAGAGAGGAUAUUUGACUAGAAUACGCAAUGAAACUUGGUAAUAAUAAAUUCAAGCCUAUCAGAUGUAAAGAACCAAGAUCAGAAGUAGUACAUAUAAGUAUGAUUAUUUGGGCUCCUGUUCUUUUGGGAUACUCUAGGAGUUUAAGUUCCUUGAAAUGCCUUGUGGAUCUCUUGAGAAAAAUAGCAUCACUUAUUUGCCAUGCUUAUGGGCAACUAUUAAAGACACUCCCAAGAAAUGCCUCCAUUGUUUAAUGCCACUUAAGCAGAAAUGGUUUUGUGGUCCAUUGCUCCAUGCUAAGCAUAUUGUGGAAACAGUGACCCAGGUCAUCAUGGAAGGCACAGAUAAUUCAGAAGCUUCUACAGUUAGCUAUGCAGCAAUUUUUGGUGGGCACCUUUUCUUUUUUAAUUUUUUUUCCCCUUAUGGUGCUUUUGGCUCUUUAGCUUGGACUUUUCUAGUGGAAGCAUUGGGGCCAAGCAUCCAACGGUAUCAUAUUGCACAUGUCAGAAAUAAUCCUAUUAAGGAUUCAGAGCAGAUAUAACUGAGAAAAUUGGGAAAUGUUCUGUCCUUUAUAUCAGCCACAAAGUGCUGUGGAAACAAAAAACUUUAGCUUUGCUAAUAGUUUUGGCACCAUCCACAUGUUUGUCUUGUUCAAGGCAAACCAGAAAGUGUUAAGGAAGCUCCUUUUAAUCUCAGCUGAUAGAAUGGUGGGCUGGUGAGGGAUUGAGCCCUGGUGUAUUUUUCCUCUUUGGGAAUUCAGAUUAUGGGUUUUCCUACAGCUUUCAGUAGUCUUUAAUGAAGGUAUGGGUGGAUAGUUGGAGAAUAUACUUUUUGAUAUUCACCAAUAUUUGAUUUCAUUGAACUAGUUAGGCAAGGAAUGUUAUGCACAAAGAUGUCUCAUCAUGACGAAAAAACAACUUCACAUUUUUCACAUUCAUGAAAUGUUUUUGUCAAGAUUUUUAGUGCCAUAAAAUGUAGCAAAAGGCAAUACUGGCCAGAUCAGUGUUAAAUCGAUUGUGUAAACUACAGUAUCCCAAAUACACUUAUACAUGUUUGGCAUCUGAACUAUGUCCAAGAGGGGGUAAGGAGAAAGGUGUUUCCUUCUUCAAAAUCAAAAUCAUUGUGACAAAAUGGUCUUUUUAAAGAAAACAAAAAGAAAUAAUGCAUGGAUGGAAGUUAUGUCUCUGGAGAAAAGAAGAAUUGCCAUGGGAACCUCAGGAGUUCUCAGCACUCCAAAUUAGAGAGAUGUGGAGAGAUUUCUUUGGCAGUGAUGCUAGAGAGAAAGAAAGGUAGUGUCACACCCAUUUAAAAACAGUAUUUGAAUGUAAACAGAAAGUAAUAGUAGCUGAAAUGAUACAGCCUUCAGUGAUAACGUAAAACAAAAACUAAACUUUUAAAGCAUUUGAAGUUCCAAAGGGGAAAUAGCUGAGCACUCUGUGGGGAUUGAUGGCAAUAUCUUUCUGCUCUUCCUUCCUCCUACCUUCCAUAUUUCCACCUUACCCUCUAAUCAGUCAUUCCUUAAGCCUUUUAAUGGGAAAAGUGAAAACUUCUCACCUCUUGCUGCAUUUUAAAGUUAAGUACAUUCUAGCCUGAUGUCUGAAAUUUUGCAUCAGGAAGUGUGGUGCAAACCUGAUUCAGUUAUGAAUUUACACUAUGACCCGGAAAUUCUACAGACCAAAACCUAUGGUCAACAGGAAUUGUUGAUCCAGUGCCCAGUACACGUGGAGCUUCUGACUGUCUGAGAUCUUACCGUGAUCGAGGUAGGAGAUCCGUGCCAACGAUCCAGACGGCUGUAGUCCAUUUGCCCCCAGUAGUGUGGGGACAGACAGUUUCUCUUUCUUGUAAAAUUGUGGACUUUUAAGACCUGUUAACUAAAACAGUAAUUAAUAUUAAUUUAUAUUUGUGAAAAAUGCCACUGUCCUAGUGAUUUCUGAUGUAAAUAUGUUGUUUAUAUAGUAUGUAUUAAAUUUUCCUACAUUGUAAAACUGCUGUACUUUUGAUUCUUGUAUAUUAAAAAGUGUUACUAAGGAUUUUCAGAAUUGGGCUAGCCUACAUUGUACUG